ACAGCCACUGUAACUGCUCGAGCAAGCAUUUUACACACACUAAUCCACUUUGCUUAAAACAUCAACCUUAAUCCGUAGCAGCAUAUUACAACACGCCACAAUUGAAAACUACGCUACUCGUUUUGGUGUGUUAUUUACUUAAUCUUCCUAAUGGCAAAGUGUCUUAACUCAUGUAAAUGGGGAGCUAUGUUCUUACCAUGCAACUAUCCCCCUCUCCCCUUCUGCCUUUUCUGUGCGUAAACCAUUGUGUUGGGUCUCGGGGACAGGUAGGGAAAUAGACGCGGAAACUAUAGUGCCGCUGUAGCACUUGCAAAACCAACAGGAAAAUGUGCACGCAGAGCUCCAACUAAGGCAUUUUUUCUAACACUUUCGAGGGGGAACUAUACAAGUAUGCUGUGAAGCUGUUGUCGCCGUUUGGCUUUUUCGGACCGACUAGGUCAUCUGUGUUACAUCUUUCCCGGGGAGUCGUGAAAGGGAAGGAUGCAGAUUUUUAGUUCGUUUUGCAGUUUGUCCAUUGGAAUAAGACACGAUGCCCUGGAAACACAGGGGUAAACAACGACGAUGAGAAUAUAACAUUUGAUAGCACACUAUGGAUACGUAUGUGGCUGUAAAGGUGAAAGGAUGAGCCAAUGAGGCAGAAUAGCGCUUCAUCACUGGCCAGAGAGAGAAGCCACCUUGCAGCACUCAUCCUAGGGAGGAUAACGGGAGACUUGAUUGUCUGUUGCCAUCAGGGAGACGACGGCAAGGUGACCCGAAGGACGUAACCGGAAGGAAGUGACAGUAGAACGUCAACUAACAGCAGAAAAUAAUGACAGCUAUUCAGGAAUGAAGGUUGGAACAGGAUGACCGCCAAUGAUGAUUAACAUUAAAAGGAGUAUGAGGCCGACUACCAGACCGAAGCAACUUUCCAUCUAACCCCAUCUCACUCUGCCCAACCCUCCUGCCUGUGUCAUUGAUGGCCAUCCGGCCUACACGGUGAGACGCCUCCUGAGUGUUCGACCACGGGGCAGGGAUUUCCAGUACCUGGUUGACUGGGAUGGUUAUGGCCUAGAGGAGAGGUGCUGGGUCCCCGCUAAAGACAUCAUGGACCCGGCCCUCAUUAACAACAUUCACUGCCGGCACCCGAUCAACCAGGUAUUCCGCCCAGGCUGGCUCUUUGUUCAGAGCUCAAGGUGUGAACUGACAGACCGUGAAUGCGUGGCCUUGGGAGUGUAUAGUGGACCCUAUGGCAGAAAACCACACGAUAUAGGAUGCACAGCCAACAACUAUGGUUUGCAUGCCCUGCCGAAGGAGCCAAUCAUCAUGCGGAAUAAGUGGUUGGAGUUCGUUGGUCCCCAGUGUUGUGCACAGGUGGGUGUCAGACUGAUCCCCUGGCCCUGAAUGUAUGCAUGGGACCUACCAGAAGGAGAAAAGCUUGUCAGGCAAGACCUCCGUCUCCCUCUGUAAAAAGGACACGCCGCCGUGAGGACUCUAGUGGCCAGAGUUACUGCCCUGGUGACACAGACGGCUUCAUCAACAGUGACAGGCCCUCCCAGUCAACACCCCUUCAUACGAUUUCCUGCUGCACUUGUUUGACAGAUGUCCAGUCUGCAGCAUCGAGAAGACCAGCAAGGGGGCAUCAUGCCCUCGCUGUGGGCAUUACUAUGAAUGGGACAGUCAGCCACAUGUUGGCAAGUUUCUGGCCUGCAACCUUCACCUGUCAGUGGCAACAGCUUUCACAGGCUCAUCAUUUGUACAAAUAGAGAAGUAUCUUUGAUGACGGGCCAGGAUCUGAUCUACGCUGCUAUGCUCAUCAAUGGCAUGCAAAUGUAAAAUGUAACGGGUCUCUGGCAAAGACCUCACCUCUCGGCAAAGACCUCACCUCUCGCCUGCUCACCAACAGCCGUCGAUGGGGAGAAAAUAAUUAGGUCCCUGCAUAUGAUCUACCAUGGACAAAGUGCUCAGCAGCCUCCUGCUUCUGGGAACCGCAGUGAUGAUGGCCCACGCAUGCCCCAAGUAUUGUGUCUGCCAGAACCUGUCUGAGUCCCUGGGUACCCUCUGCCCAUCCAAAGGCCUGCUCUUCGUGCCUCUGGACAUAGACCGGCGGACCGUAGAGCUCCGCUUGGGCGGCAACUUCAUCCUCAAGGUCACACCGCAGGACUUUGCCAACAUGACGGGCCUGGUGGACCUCACCUUGUCCCGCAACACCAUCAGUGCCAUCCUGCCUUUCUCCUUCCUCGACCUGGAGACCCUGCGCUCCCUGCACCUGGACAGCAACCGCCUGACCGAGCUGGGACCGGACGACCUGCGUGGCCUUGUCAACCUGCAGCACCUCAUCCUCAACAACAACCAGCUCAACCGCAUCUCCAAGGUGGCUUUUGACGAUCUGAUGCUGACACUGGAAGACCUGGACCUGUCCUACAACAACUUGCGGGGCGUACCUUGGGAGUCCAUCCGCAAGAUGGUCAACCUCCACCAGUUGAGUCUUGAUCAUAACCUCAUCUCGCACAUCACAGAGGGAACAUUUACGGACCUGGACAAGCUGGCGCGCCUGGACCUCACAUCCAACCGGCUCCAGAAGCUCCCGCCAGACCCCAUCUUCGCCCGUUCCCAGACUAACUUAAUACUGACCACUCCCUACGCCCCUCAGCUUUCCCUGAGCUUUGGGGGAAACCCCCUGCAUUGCAACUGUGAAGUGCUUUGGCUCCGGAGGCUGGACCGAGAGGACGAUAUGGAGACGUGCGCUUCCCCUACCAGUCUAAAGGGACGCUACUUUUGGUACGUGCGGGAAGAAGAGUUUGUCUGUGAACCGCCCCUGAUCACCCAACACACGCACAAGUUGUUAGUCCUGGAGGGCCAAACAGCUAGCCUGCGCUGCAAAGCUAUCGGCGACCCAAUGCCGAUCAUACACUGGGUCGCCCCAGACGACCGUUUGAUUAGCAAUUCGUCCCGAGCGACCGUGUACGAUAACGGCACCCUGGAUAUUACCAUCACCACGUCCAAGGAUUACGGCACCUUCACUUGCAUCGCAGCCAACGCAGCAGGGGAAUCGACCGCCUCUAUAGAACUGUCCAUCAUUCAACUGCCACACCUCAGCAAUGGUACCAACCACACCGCACAGCCCAAGUCCCGGCUCUCGGACAUCACCAGCUCUACCAAGACCAGUAAGGGGGAGUCCAAACCUGUUCCGGAAAAGGUGGUAUCUGUAUCGGAGGUGUCUGCGUCCUCUGCUCUGGUCAAGUGGACUGUUAGCAAAACAGCACCCAAGGUCAAGAUGUACCAGCUCCAGUACAACUGCUCCGAAGAUGAAGUCCUGAUUUACAGGAUGAUUCCCGUGGCCAGCAAAACCUUCUUAGUCACCAACCUGGUCCAGGACAUGCAGUACGACCUAUGUGUCCUGGCUAUCUGGGACGACACCGCCACCACUCUAACUGCCACCAACGUAGUGGGCUGUGUGCAGUUCAUCACCCGUAACAACUACCCGCAGUGCCAGUCCCUCCAAAGCCAGUUCCUGGGCGGCACUAUGAUCCUGGUGAUAGGUGGCAUCAUCGUGGUCACGCUCCUCAUCUUCAUCAUCAUCCUCAUGGUUCGGUACAAAGUGUGCAGCAGCCCCCAGUCCAGCAAGCUGCCAGUGGUUAGCAACACGUACUCCCAGACCAACAGUGGGAGUACGCAGGUCAAACCUCAGAUCACAACCACAGUGGUGGUAAUGCGGGAUGAGAUGGUGGAAUUCAAAUGUGGCUCGCUCCAGGGCAGCCUCUCCUCGUCUUCAUCUGACUCGUUGGACAGUCGCAACACUAGAGGCAGAUUAGGAAACAAGGACCAGUACAGUCUUCGAGACAUCGAGUUCAGCACACUCCCCAGCACCAGUAAUUGGAGGAGGCACAGGGGGCCAUCAUCAGCCAAGGCUAGGCCCAACUUGGACAACCUUUUAGGGGCCUUUGCCUCACUGGAGCUCCGGAGCUCGGCUACGACUAGGGACCAAGGGGCAUCUUGUUCCUCCACUACCACCUCCAGUGCAUUGGUGGCUGUGACCAUGGCCCCUCCGUCUGACAAGGAACCCUUGCUGGGCCGAGCCGAUUCCACCACCAUGCUGGGGCGUUUUCUAGGCCUGCCCCAGGAAGGGAAGCCCAAGAGGAGCCACUCAUUCGACUAUGGCCACGUGGGUAGCAGCGGUGGCGCACAGAGCCUCAGCAACUACCCCCGUCACAUCAGCAACAUCUGGACUAAGAGGAGCCUGUCGGUAAACGGGAUGCUACUGCAGUACGACGACAGCGAAGACGGUGAGGGCGAAAAGGCGCCAUUCGAGAGCUCAGAGUGGGUGAUGGAGAGCACUGUUUGAGCACGGGUUUAUGUCGGAUCAUGAGGUCAAAAGAGAAACAGACUUGACAGAAAAAACCAAGGGACCGAAGAAUUAUUUGGAAUAAUACCUAUGGGUCAUUCACAGCACUGUACUGCAUGAAGUUCAUCCAUGUGAAUACUAUUUAUUGUCCUUCUGUCCGUGUAAUUCUACCGAAACAAACACCCAGGUUGGUUGUUCCUACGACCGUACAAAUCAAUCAACAGGGUUGGCCACGCUCUCAAUUCGCUGGCAGGGAAGACUGUCCUUAACCGCAUUUGAAAAAAUGUAUGCAUUACGGAACAAAGCCCCUAUGGAAUUGUGCAAAUACAGUAUAUGGAAUUAUGCCCGAACCCUGGGAAUUAAUGUGGGAGCAUCUUUGAAUUCCUCGCCUUUAUUUCCCCUGUUUCUCAAAGUGGAUAUCCUGUGUCUUUAUCUUUCGAGGUCUUUGCCAAGGGGAUUUUCCUGAGACUGGCAAAGUAGAUGUGCAUCACAAUGCUUUAGACCAGGGCUCUCCAACCCUGUUCCUGGAGAGAUACCCUCUGUUGGUUUUCAAUCCCACCCCAGUUGUAACUAACCUGAUUCAGUUAAUCAACUAGCUAAUUAUUAAUAAGGUGCACUAGAUUAGGGUUGGAUUGAAAAACCUACAGGACUGUAGCUCUCCGGGAACAGCGUUGGCGAGCCCUGCUUUUGAGACUCUCAGCAUGAAAAUGGGACUUCUUCAGUAGAAGCAAUGGGAGAGCAAAUGUGUAACAACAUGAAGCAUUUUUCAUGUUUCCUUUUGUUGUUUAUAUAAUUUGUACUAUUUAUUUUAGAGAUCACCAUUGAGAGUUCCACUUUAUGAGGAAAGAAACAAAACACUAUAAAUGAUGGUCAAUCAAGAAUAAUAUACUAUAUCGUUACCCAGUCCCCUCAUGAAAUGUUGUCUUUCUAACAGCCUAGUUUCUAUUUUGGCAGAAACAUAGAGGAAAUCUUAGAUGUACACUAUCUGAUAACCCUGGUCAUUUAUUUCAACACAUCAAUGGUUGAUUCAUUAGGGGAGUUGUGAUCAUAAAAUAUGUAGAGGUUGACUUUCAAACUAGUCACAUUUUCUACCUCAGGUUCUAAAUGACAUGAAAUGCAUAGUCUGAAUGCAGUGGAUUAUUUCAGAAAUAGCAUAUCAUAUGAAAAUAUUCUUCCUGGUGUCAAUUUUCUGGCGAAUCACUCAAUACAAUUAUCAAUCAAAAUCCCUUUUGGUGUAUAGGCUAUUAAUAGGAGUUGCCCCAGGAUGAUACUAGAGGCAUGUGUUACACAGAGACUUAUUGAGAACCCUCAAAUUUAAAUGAAUGUCAUCAUGCUGCUAUAAUCCAAAUUAUGAAAAAUGUAUUUAAUACAAAAAGGGAAAGAGAAUGAUAUUCAUCUACAAAAUGUAUAAAUCAUUAUACAGUGUCUGUCUGAAUACACAGAACCAUGUUGGUUUGUUUAAGUUCAAAUAUCAAAUGUCUGAAUUUAUUGUAUUGAUUUGGAGUUUGGUUUAUUUUCUCAUUUCAUUCUCUAAUAUUAGUCUAUUGUAACAGACUGCGACUGGAUAUGUAUGAAGUUGCAUAGGAACGUGAUGAAUUCUAAAAUGAGUUUCUAUCUGAACUACCGCCUAUGUGAUCAACUCAUAACGGUGAGUCCUCUCUAGGAUCGUGUGCAGAUUCUGAUGCCUUUUAAUGUUCGCUUUGACUCUCUGCUGCAUUACAAUAUCGUUUUUUCCCCAUAUUUGUUUAUUUGUUACUUCUCUUGGUGUAUACUGUUCCGUAUAUUGACAUUUUUUUGUACAAUAACUAUGGGUGAGAAUGUAAAAGGGAAACUGUGCAGUAGUACUUUUAUUUUGUGGUUCAGUAAAAAUGAGAAGGUGCUUUACUGUGGUUUUAUAACAUGGAAUGUGUUUAGUUGGCGCAAUGGAAGGUGACGCUGUAUAACGGAGCAAAUAGAAAUCUGGAAUAAACCUGUGUCUGUUACAGAUAUUACAAUUCUACAUUCAAUUUUGCGCGGUCACCUUCCAUUUUGCUAAUGAACAACAACCCUAUAAGUGUGUACACGACGUGAGAAAGUCAUGAUUCUGACCUGAGGUUAAAGAAAAAAAUGAAUAUGUGUUUAAACAUUUUUGCUACAAAAGAAGAUAAAAUAUGAAGAAUUCCUAAUAACCAAAUGGUGUAUAUUCUUGUGUCUGCAUUGCAUCCGGUACAGUUUGAGAGUUGUUUUUUCCUCACAAGUUUCCUCGAGUCAUGCAAUGACUUUCCUGGAGCUACAUUAUAUUGUGCCUAAACAAUUAACAUGGUAAGACAUUUUUCUAACAUAGCUCUCGAUGCUUUAGGCUGGGCAACAAACUGUCAGCCAUGUUAGUUGUGAAGGCUAGCAAUUUAGCCACAGGGAAAUUGUUUGCAAGUAAACAUUGUGGUGUGUUCAGUGCUAUAACUGUGACAAGUGAACGUUUUUGUGUGCAAGAGAUUGUAGCAAUUGCUAAAUUGAAAUGUAGGAAAUAAUGAAUGCAUUGCAGAUACAGCAGACAACUCCGGUCUAUGAUUAUUGUUUCCCUUAUUACAUUGGUAAUUUAUUACAGUACAGUGUGCAACUAAACAUGAAUCUUCACUGCUAACUAGCAACACUGGCCACUUCAACAAACGUGUCACAUCAUGGAAUAUAUUGUCCUGGAUUAUUAUCAUUGGAUAGAUUUAAAUCAGGAUAACUUGAAUCAUAUCUCCAACAACCAUCUCAUAUCCAAAUAUGUGCAACAUACACUGAGUGUACCAAACAUUAGGGACACCUUCCUAAUAUUGAGCUGCACUCCGUUUUGCCCUCAGAACAGCCUCAAUUUGUCGGGGCAUGGACUACAAGGUGUCGAAGGCUUUCCACAGGGAUACUGGCCCGUGUUGCCUCCAAUGCUUACCACAGUUGUGUCAUGUUUGCUGGAUGUCCUUUAGGUGGUGGACCAUUCUUGAUACACACGGGAAACUGUUGAGCGUGAAAAACCCAGCAGCGAUGCAGUUCUUGACAUACUCAAACCGGUGUGCUUGGCACCUACUACUAUACCCCUUUCAAAGGCACUUCAUUCAUUUGUCUUGGCUAUUCACCCUCUGAAUGACACACAUACACAAUCCAUGUUCAAUAGUUGUGGUCAGUAGUUGUGGUCAAAAGUUGUGUGGAUAUAGUCAGUAGUUAGAUGUUUGUCAGAUGUUGUGUGGUUGUGGUCAGUAGUUGUGGUCCCUAGAUGUGGUCAGAUGUUGUGUGGUUGUGGUCAAUAGUUAUGUGGUUGUGGUCAAUAGUUGUCUGGUUGUGGUCAGAAGUUGUGUGGUUGAGGUCACUAGAUGUGGUAAGCAGUUGUGUGCUUGUGUUCAGAAGUUGCAUGGUUGUUGUCAGUAUUUGUGUGCUUGUGGUCAAAAUCAGAACAUAUUAUUUUGUUCAAACGCCAGAUUUGAGAAGCAGAGAAGUAGACGAAAAUGUGAAUGCUCUGACUUUUUGUCUAAGUCGUUGCAAAGUGGAAUAAUGAGCUGAAUUGCGUCAAAAGUGACAUGACUUCAAGUAGAGAAUGGCAGUUGGAAGUGAUGAUGACACAAUGGGGAUCUUUAGAAUCAUGAUGAAAUGCCAUGAAAAGCGGAUUUAGGCCAAAAAAUUUACUAACAUUUGUGCAAGCCCCACAAUAAAACAAUUAUUCCAAUUUAGUUAAUAAAUUAGCCUUUUACUCAUCAAGAAAAAGUACAUAAAAACACCAGUACCUGAUUUAACUUCCAUAUUAAAAUCAAUAAGAAAACCUUUAUGAAGGAGAAAAAAACAACUUACUGCUGUGCAAUGUCACAUGCAUCACUAUCAAUGAAGACAAGGGUGGGCCAAUUCUAUUGCAGAUUUUCUCAAAUUGAAAUUAAAAAAAAGUCGGUUCUGGAAGUAUUCUAAGGGUGAUUACUAGUUUGCAUAAUAAUUAUUAGAAGCACUAAACAUACAUCAAAUGACCAAAAAUAAGUGGACACCUGCUUGUCAAACAUCUCAUUCCAAAAUGGGUAUUAUUAUGGAGUUGGUCCCCCCUUUGCUGCUAUAACAGCCUCCAGUCUUCUAGGAAGGCUUUCCACUAGAUGUUGGAACAUUGCUGCGGGGACUUGCUUCCAUUCAGCCACAAGCCACAAGGUGCGGGACUGGCACUGAUGUUGGGCAAUUAGGCCUGGCCCGCAGGUCGUGUUCCAAUUCAUCCCAAAGUUUUUUCAUGUUUUUUUACCCUCUUUUCUCCCCAAUUUCGUGAUAUCCAAUUGGUUGUUACAGCCUUGUCCCAUUGCUCCAACUGCCGUAUGGACUCGGGAGAGGCAAACCCGGAAGACGCUGGGCCAAUUGUGCGCCGCCUCAAUGGCCUCUCAGUUGCGGCCGGCUGCGACACAGCCUGGGAUCGAACCAGGAUCAUCCCAAAGGUGUUUGAUGGGGUUGAGGUCAGGGCUCUGUGCAGGCCAGUCAAGUUCUUCCACACGACCUCGACAAACCAUUUCUGUAUGGACCUUGCUUUGUGCACGGGGGUAUUGUCAUGCUGAAACAGGAAAGGGCCUUCCCCACAGGGCAUUCCCCCCAACAGAGUUGGAAGCACAGAAUCGUCUAGAAUGUCAUUGUAUGCUGAGCGUUAAGAUUUCCCUUCACUGGAACUAAUUUGAACGGCUGAUCUCCACAUGUGUGGUUCCCACCAUGAAGCAUGGAGGAGGAGGUGUGAUGGUGUAGGGGUGCAUUGCUGGUGACACUGUCUGUGAUUUAAUUAUUUAAUUAUAAUUCAAGGCACACUUAACCAGCAUGACUACCACAGCAUUCUGAAGUGAUAUAACAUCCCAUCUGGUUUGCUCUUAGUGGGACUAUCCAUUUGUUUUUCAACAGAACAAUGCCCCAAAACACACCUCCAAGCUGUGUAAGGGCUAUUUGACCAAGGAGAGUGAUGAAGAUCUUCAGCAGAUGACCUGGCCUCCACAAUCACCCGACCUCAAACCAAUUGAAAUGGUUUGGGAUGAGUUGGACCACAGAGUGAUGGAAAAGCAGCCAACACAGCAUAUGUGGGAACUCCUUCAAGACUGUUGGAAUAGCAUUCCAGGUGAAGCUGGUUGAGAGAAUGCCAAGAGUGUGCAAAGCUAUCAUGAAGUCAAAGGGUGGCUACUGGUAAGACAAGGGGCGACGGACUAUGUAUUUUUGUAAAUAAUAGCUGGUACAAGAUAUCCAAGGAAGUCUCGAGCUAUUGCUCGCCUGAGGAAGAGUUUCUCAUGAUAAGCUGUAGACCACACUAUCUACCUAGAGACUUUUCAUAUGCAUAUGUGUUUUUUGUAGCUACCACCACAGUCAGAGGCUGGCACUAAGACAGCAUUGAUUUUUCCUUAAGCAAACAAGCAAACGUUCACCCAGUGGCGGCGCGCCUAGUAGCUGGGGACUUUAAUGCAGGGAAACUUAAAUCGCUUUACCAAAUUUCUAUCAGCAUGUUAAAUGUGCAACCAGAGGAAAAAAUACUCUGGACCACAUUUACUCCAUACACAGGGAUGCAUACAAAGCUCCCCCUCACCCUCCAUUUGGCAAAUCUGACCAUAAUUCUAUCCUCCUGAUUCCUGCUUACAUGCAAAAAUUAAAGCAGGAAGCACCAGUGACUAGAACAAUAAAAAGUGGUCAGAUGAAGCAGAUGCUAAGCUACAGGACUGUUUUGCAAGCACAGACUGGAAUAUGUUCCGAGAUUCCUCCGAUGGCAUUGAGGAGUUCACCCCAAAAGUCACUGGCUUCAUCAAUAAGUGCAUUGAUAACGUCAUCACCACAGUGGCUUUAUGUACAUACCCCAACCAGAAGCCAUAGAUUACAGGCAACAUCCGCACUGAGCUACAUGGUAGAGCUGCCGUUUUCAAGGAACGGGACUCUAACCCGGAAGCUUAUAAGAUUUUCCUGCUAUGUCCUCAGACAGACGAACCAUCAAACAGGCAAACUGUCAAUACCGGAUAAAGAUCGAAUCGUACUACACCGGCUCUGACGCUCAUCGGAUGUGGCAGGGCUUGCAAACCAUUACAGAAUACAAAAGGGAAGCACAGCCGAGAGCUGCCCAGUGACACAAGCCUACCAGACGAGCUAAACUAGUUCUAUGCUCGCUUCGAUGAAAAUAACACUGAAACAUGCACAAGAGCAUCAGCUGUUCCGGAAGACUGUGUGAUCACGCUCUCCACAGCCAAUGUGAGUAAGACCUUAAAACAGGUCAACAUUCACAAGGCAGCAGGGCCAGACGAUUACCAGGACGUGUACUGCGAGCAUGCGCUGACCAACUGGCAAGUGUCUUCACUGACAUUUUCAACCAAACCCUGUCUGAGUUUGUAAUAAUGUUUCAAGCAGACCACCAUAGUGCCUGUGCCCAAGAACACUAAGAUAACCUGCCUAAAUGACUACCGACCUGUAGCACUCACGUCUGUAGCCAAGAAGUGCUUUGAAAGGCUGGUCAUGGCAUCAACACCAUUAUUCCAGAUACCCUAGACCCACUCCAAUUUGAAUUACCGCCCCAAACAGAUCCACAGAUGACGCAAUCUCUAUUGCACUCCACACUGCCCUUUCCCACCAGGACAAAAGGAACACCUAUAUGAGAAUGCUAUUUAUUGACUACACCUCAGCGUUCAACACCAUAGUGCCCUCAAAGCUCAUCACUAAGCUAAGGACCCUGUGACUAAACACCUCCCUCUGCAACUGGAUCCUGGACUUCCUGACGGGCCGCCCCCAGGUGGUAAGGGUAGGUAACAACACAUCCGCCAUACUGAUCCUCGACACAGGGGCCCCUUAGGGAUGAGUGCUCAGUCCCCUCCUGUACUCCCUGUUCACUCAUGAUUGCAUGGCCAGGAACGACUCCAACACCAUCAUUAAGUUUGCAGAUGACACAACAGUGGUAGGCCUGAUCACCGAUAACGACGAGACAGCCUAUAGGGAGGAGGUCAUAAACUUGGCCGUGUGGUGCCAGGACAACAACCUCUCCCUCAACGUGAUCAAGAAAAAGGAGAUGAUUGUGGACUACAGGAAAAAGAGGACAGAGCAUGCCCCUAUUCUAAUCGAUGGGGCUGCAGUGGAGCAGGUUGAGAGCUUCAAGUUCCUUGGUGUCCACAUCACCAACAAAUUAACAUGGUCCAAGCACACCAAGACAGUCGUGAAGAGGGCACGACAAAACCAAUUUUUCCCCCAGGAGACUGAAAACAUAUGGCAUGGGUCCUCAGAUCCUCAAAAGAUUCUACAGCUGCACCAUUGAGAGCAUCCUGACUGGAUGCAUUGCUGCCUGGUAUGGCAACUGCUCGGCCUCCGACCGCAAGGCACUGCAGAGGGUGCAGAGGGUAGUGCGAACAGCCCAGUACAUCACUGGGGCCAAGCUUCCUGCCAUCCAGGACCUCUAUACUAGACCGGUGUCAGAAGAAGGCCCUAAAAUUGUCAAAGACUCCAGCCACCCUAGUCAUAGACUGUUCUCUCUGCUACCGCACGGCAAGCGGUACCGGAGCGCCAAGUCUACGUCCAAGAGGCUUCUAAACAGCUUCUACCCCCAAGCCAUAAGACUCCUGAGCAUCUAAUAAAAUGGCUGCCCAGACUAUUUGUGCACUAGUGUUAUUUUACUGUUUCUCUUAAAUUACUUGGUACUUUUAUUUCUUAUUCUUAUCCAUAUUUUUUUAAACUGCAUUGUUGGUUAGGGGCUCGUAAGUAAGCAUUUCACUGUAAGGUCUACUACACCUGUUGUAUUCGGCACAUGUGACUAAUAAAAUUUGAUUUGAUACGUUUAAAA
Messenger RNA from Salvelinus fontinalis (brook trout), 12077 nucleotides. RefSeq names its product leucine-rich repeat and fibronectin type-III domain-containing protein 2. The transcript is spliced from 12 exons. Gene Ontology annotation, molecular function: protein binding. Bases 1928 to 4321 code for a protein of 797 amino acids. The record is from RefSeq and is a predicted model, not a curated record. Lineage: Eukaryota; Metazoa; Chordata; Actinopteri; Salmoniformes; Salmonidae. Gene Ontology annotation, cellular component: cell surface; postsynaptic density membrane.